Molecule: messenger RNA, 2781 nt
Organism: Juglans regia (Persian walnut)
Lineage: Eukaryota; Viridiplantae; Streptophyta; Magnoliopsida; Fagales; Juglandaceae
Product: potassium channel SKOR-like
Exons: 13
Coding region: 1-2502 (833 amino acids)
Biological process (GO): potassium ion transport; transmembrane transport
Cellular component (GO): membrane
Molecular function (GO): protein binding; voltage-gated potassium channel activity
Source: RefSeq, a predicted model, not a curated record
AUGAAUAGGCCGGCCGGAGGAAGAAGAUCAGAAGGUGUUGGGUCGAAAGAUGAAGGGUACGAGGCGGCUAGAGACUCGAGCCAGGGGUCAUGGUCCGCCUGGAUUAGGCCGAACUUGGCCGGGUCUUUUAGAAGAGAGCUGAGCAUCGCUCGGAGUGGAAGAGUCGACAGAGACGGCCAUCGGAGAAGCAGACGGCAUCGCCUUGUCAUUCAUCCUGAUAACUUGUGGUACGUUGCGUGGAAGCAUUUCAUUCUGCUAUGGGCGGUGUACUCUUCCUUCUUCACGCCCCUGGAGUUCGGGUUCUUCAGAGGACUCCCGGAGAACCUCUUCCUCCUCGACAUCGCCGGUCAGUUUGCCUUCCUCAUCGACAUCCUCGUCCGCUUCUCCGUAGCCUAUCGUGACAACCACUCCGACUGCAUGGUCUACGACCGCAAUCUCAUCGCGUUUCGGUACCUGAAGUCUCGGUUCUUGGUUGAUUUAAUGGGAUGUUUUCCCUGGGAUGCAAUCUACAAGGCUUCUGGAAGACAAGAGCUAGUCAGGUACCUGUUGUGGAUUAGGCUGAGUCGAGCACUUAGAGUGACAGAGUUUUUUGCAAAGUUGGAGAAAGAUAUUAGGAUAAAUUACCUUGGUACAAGAAUUGUGAAACUCUUUGUUGUGGAACUCUAUUGCACUCAUACUGCUGCCUGUAUCUUUUACUAUCUUGCCACCACUGUGGCUCCCUCCAAGGAAGGUUACACAUGGAUUGGAAGUUUGAAGAUGGGCGACUUCAGAUAUUCAGACUUUAGAAAAAUUGAUCUUUGGAAGCGUUAUGUAACAUCUCUCUAUUUUGCCAUUGUUACCAUGGCUACUCUUGGUUAUGGAGAGAUACAUGCAGUCAAUGCCAAGGAAAUGAUAUUCAUUAUGAUUUACGUGUCAUCUAAUAUGAUUCUUGGUGCUUAUCUGCUUGGUAACAUAGCAGCGCUAAUAGUAAAAGGAUCGAAGACAGAAAAAUUCAGGGAUAAAAUGGCUGACCUUAUCAAAUACAUGAACAAAAACAAUCUUGAUAGGCACAUAAGCAAUGAGAUCAAAGGUCAUCUGCGAUUACAAUAUGACCGCAGCACUACAGAAGUUGCUUUACUUCAGGAUGUUCCAACCUCUAUUCAGACUAAGAUUUCACAGAACUUAUAUGAGCCAUAUGUUGAAGAAGCUUCUCUUUUCAAGGGAUGCUCUCUGGGAUUCAUAAAGCAGAUUGCAAGCAGAGUCCAUGAGGAGUUUUUCCUCCCAGGAGAAGUGAUUAUAGAACUGGGAAACAUAAUAGAUCAACUUUAUAUCAUAUGUCAUGGUGAAGUGGAGGAGGUAGGAAAUGUGGAAGAUGAUGAAACACAGGAAUGUCUUAAGCGUCGGCAAGCUUAUGGGUCACUUGGCGAGGUUUCUUUUCUUUGUAACAUUCCUCAGACUCGUACAGUUCGAGUUUGUGAACUAUGCAGGGUCUUGCGGCUUGAUAAACGUUGUUUUACAGAAAUCCUGGAGAUAUGUUUUUCUGAUGGACAGAUUAUCUUGAACAACCUUCUUGAGGGAAAGGACCUCAACCUCCAGAGCAAGAUUUUGGAAUCAAAUAUAACACUUUAUAUUGGACAGCAUGAAUCAGAGCUGGCUGUGAGGGUUAAUUAUGCUGCCUAUGAUGGAGAUUCUAAUCGCCUAAAACGUUUGAUCAGAGCAGGAGCCAAUCCCAACAAGGCAGAUUAUGAUGGUAGAUCACCUUUGCAUAUUGCCGCAUCCAAGGGAUACGAAGAUAUUGCUCGUUUCCUUAUUCAACAAGGAGUGGGCAUCAACAUAUCAGAUAAUUUCGGGAACACUCCCUUACUCGAAGCCAUCAAGAAUGGGCACGAUCAAGUAGCUUCUUUACUCGUUAAGGCAGGGGCAACACUUGUGGUUGAUGAUGCUGGUGGUUUUCUCUGCACUACUGUUGUGAGGAGGGAUGUGGAUCUUCUGAAAAAGGUUUUGUCCAGUGGAAUUAAUCCAAAUGCCAAUAAUUAUGAUCGCCGAACACCACUUCACAUAGCUGCCUCAGAAGGGUUAUAUUCAAUGGCAGAGUUACUUCUAGAAGCAGGAGCAAUUGUUCUGUCAAAGGACAGAUGGGGAAAUUCUCCACUUGAUGAUGCUGCUAUAGGUGGAAAUAAGGAUUUGAUCAAACUGCUCAAAGUUGCAACAACUUCUCAGUUGUCUGAGUUAUCCUAUCGUUCUCAAGAAAUUCAAGACGAAAUAAGACAGAAGAAAUGCAGAGUGUUCCCUUUUCACCCAUGGGAUCCCAAAGAGGAGAGAAGAGAGGGAAUUGUGUUGUGGGUUCCACAAAGCAUUCAAGAUCUCAUCCAAGUAGCAAGGGAGCAGUUGAAAUGUUCAAGUGAUUCUUGUAUUUUGUCUGAAAAUGGGGGCAGAAUCCUUGAUAUAAGCAUGGUUACCAAUGAUCAGAAGCUAUAUUUGGUUUCUGAAGCAAAAGAGGGGCAAUUAGAGUCCGUAGACUGACUUAAUGUUCUGCAAAACUGGAAAACAAUUCUCUUGGUCAUCUGCAGAACUAAGCAAUAAGCUCCCUUCUAAGUGCUAGGCAUGUCUAUAAUGUAUACAUACAUAUCCAUGCACACCUGUUCAUAUAAGAAGAUGAUUAUCAGAACAACACUCUAAAGAUUGCUUCCUUUUUUAUGGUUUCCCAAAUAGUUAUACCAUGGAAAAUUUAUAAAAUAGAUCAAUAGGGAUCAAGGGGCACUUCACACUUGAUAUGUCCAAGAAUGAUGUAUUAAACCUAUU